Messenger RNA from Moneuplotes crassus, 1241 nucleotides. The record is from the annotation of a GenBank genome assembly. Lineage: Eukaryota; Ciliophora; Spirotrichea; Euplotida; Euplotidae.
AUGGCUUUGAAGACGAAAUUUGGCAAAGCUCCACUUCCUAAAGGGAGAAAUAAGAAGUUUGAUCAUCUUGAUGAGAUAGAGAAUAUGAAGUAUGAAAAAGUAUCUUAUCGCCAGAAAGGUAAGAAUAAUAGCGGUAAAUUGAUCAAAGGAAAUGUAACUAACUCUUAUACGAAGGUGGGCAAUCCAUCUGUACCUUCUAAGUUCGAGACUCAGUUGUUUGAUAAUAACCAAGAAAAUCAAGCUUUUGGCAGCAAAUCUAUCCGCUUUUUUGAGUAUAUUAAUGAAGAUCCAGGCCCUGGGUCUUAUACAGAGGAGAAAUCUAUUAGUUUAAUGGGAAAACCUAAGGAAUCUCAUUCAAAGAAGGGAUUUGGAAAUGGCUUUAUCUCAAAGGUAGAGAGGUUUUCUACUGAUAUUGACUUCCAAGGUUACUUUAUUCCUGAUCCAAGAGCAUAUUCAUCUUCAUUACCUUCAACAAGAGAUGAGAGUCAGACUCAGAAUGAAGUACAAAAGAGAGAAUAUAGUAACAGUUCAUCAGCUUUUAAAGCUGUUGGAAGAGCUGAAAAUGAAAAGAAGACACUAGGGCCAGGUCCAGGAGCUUAUAACAUUCAGAAGCCCAUGAAGAGGUCUUUCUCACAAGCUAAGCCAACUGCAGUCUUCAAGUCUGGAGUGAACAAACUUCAACAAUUAAAGCCUACAACAAAAUGACCACCUGUUGGGCAUUAUGAAGUGGACCCUAACUUAAUUUAUUCUAAGUCUGAAACAACUUUUAAUAUUUUAAAAAGAACAGCUAAUUUCAUGGAUCCCUUGAAUUGCAAAAGAGUCAAGGUUGAUCUCUAUGAUCCAUUCAAACAAAUAGAGGAUGAAAAGAAGAAACUUCCUGGACCUGGGAGUUAUUACAAAAACAAAGAAGACCAACCCCAUAAAGAAAGAAGGAGGGUUAAGAGAUAUAACAAUAAAAUAGAUGGGAAGCAAGUUAUCGUAAUGAGCCAGAAGAAAAUGCAGAGACAACAGGAAAUGACUCCUGGGCCAGGCUCCUAUAUUGAGCCACUUGAUAAGAACAAAUAUUCUGUAGCACCAGUGACAAACAGUAUGUUUAAAUCUGAUUCGCUGAGGGAUAUCUAUAAUCUUAGCGCUUCAAGAGUUCCAGGCCCUGCUUUUUAUAAGAUCCAAAACAAGAAUCCGAAGAGGUCGUUUAAUUAUAAUCCUAAAAGAAAGUGGCUUUAAGUUCAACCAUCCUUUAU